AUGCAACUAGUGAGUACCGUAAAGGGUGUAACCGCACCGCCCAAUGGUAACACACUCUUCUCAGACGUCUCGCUGCGCUCCCGUCGGCGUCCGGCCAAAACAAACGACGCCAAUAGCAACACCAGUAGUAGCUCCAGUCGCGGUCGAAUCAGCAUUGGCUUCCGUCGCAGUUCCAGCUCUAGCAACGACAGCACCAGCAGUGUUAUAGAAAAUCCACCCGCGCUAUCGGAGGCCCGCUCUCGGGCUGCAACCCGCCCAGUGCCUGCCUCCAUUCCGCCGCGUUAUCGUUCACGUCCACAGGACGUAGCUGUUCGUGGCUCUGUGCCGCUUGAUGCGGUCUCUAAGACAUCACCACCGCAUGUGGCGGUACGUUACGGGGACACGAUCCGCCUUUUUGCUCGCAGUAAAUAUGUGGGAGAGGGAGAUGACGGUGGUUACGUGGGUACAUUUGAACGCAACAAGAGGUUCCUCGCAUCCAAGAAUUUGCAGAAACAAAACGAACUGGCGUGUAUUCCACCCAUUGCUCCAUGCGGAGCAAAGCAGUUUAAACCGUCGACGUUCGUCAUUUUAUCGUUUAGUGGAUUAGGGGUCGGGACACCGGUGAGUUAUGGGGACGUCGUCGUGCUAGUCGAUGCAGAUGGACUAGUAUGGAACAACAAGAUUGGCGUCGGUCCUAGUACAAAGAAUGGCUGUUUUGGGCCGAAAGAAUCCAAUACACCGGGAGAAAUGUACUUGUCUUUCUACCAAUUACAGACAAAUACAGAAGGAGACGAUAGCAGCUCGGAAUCGUCCGAUGAUGAAGACAAUUUCUUGUUCUUUAGUAACUUGGCAAAGACUACGAAGAAUAUGACCGAGACUACGUUUGGAAAACCUACUCAGGUGGAGCUGCAUUUAGCAACGGCGGCGUUGCGGACGAUGGGAAAAGUGAUGUACUAUGGCGACCAGAAUCUUAUUAUUGACGUGGCUGAUUCGAAUCGACUACGAUCCAAGUUUAACCGUGUGAUUACACACUUAAGCAAGCAGCAAGAGUCGACACCUGUUCAAGGUGGUUUUUUGCGAUGCGAUGGUCGUGGUAAAACUAUCUUGUUUGAGAUGCACGGCCAGGAAUUAUCGACAAUUGAAUCAAUUCAAAUUCUAGACGAGAAAAAGAGCAAUGCUGACGGUAGCGAUGCGGGCAGUAGCAAUGCUGAUAUUGACAAAAUGAGUACGGAUGAGUCUGGGCAUCAUAGUGCUCGUCCUCGUGUGUUGGUCUCGACGAGAACUGACGUAGCGGUGGGUAGUCCACUUUUGUUGCAAGAUUUACGACGCUCGAUGUCUCUAGUACUGCGAUUCUCCGACGAUGGGCGAGUCCAAGUUCCAUGCCAGCGAUUUCUGAAGCACGAGGGUGUUGCGUUUUAUCGCCUGGUGCUCGGCGGAAAGCGCCCUAUGCGUGUUCUUGUUCGUGCCACACGCGCUGUGAGCCGAAAGAAGGUAGAUCUCCGUGGCACAUUGCGCGGCACGUAUCGGCAGAUUGUCAAGCUCUCGUGUAGUAUUAUCGUCGCAUACUUGGUUGCAGCUUCGGUGUUUACACACGUAUUUGGCUCGAUGGUGGUACUUCCUGCUGUGUACACAGGUUUAUUUGCUGGAAUAGUGGUCUUCUUAGUGGAAGUUUUCUUUCCAGGCACGGUGGUGACAGCACGGCAGAUUAGCCCAGCAGCUACUGAGAAACGGCACUCACGUGACUUUCUUGGUACCUGGAACUUCACCGUAUUGGCGCUUGAGGCAUCUGAAUCGGAACGUUUGGAAAAUACUGGUUGUGCGACAAAGUCAGCGCAGUUGGUGGUAUCGGUGCCUUCGGCUUUCUUGAUAGCCGAGAACGGGGAUGCUGUUACGGCAUUAAAGCGCUACGAGACCACACUGGCCUGGAGAAACGAGGUAAUGGCCGACUCUAUUCUGUCGAUGCCACAAACGCACUACAAUGCAAUCAAAGCGAACUACACGCAAUUUCUUCACAAACAUGACAAGCUCGGCCACCCGCUCUACUUCGAGAAAAUAGGCUCCAUCAACAUGCCUCAGCUCAAGAAAGUUGGCGUCACUCUCGAUACAUUGUUUAACCACUAUUUAUUUGCAAUGGAGUUCGCGCUCAAGUACGCUGCUCAUCAGAUUUGUCCAUGUGACGCAUGUGCUGCGAGCGAGACGCAAAAAAUGUGCAUCGUGCUAGACGCGCGUGGUAUCGGCAUGCGCGACAUGGGCGGUGAGGUGUUCGAGUUUGUUCGUCGGUGCACGGGUGCGAUGCAGCGCCACUAUCCGCAGCGGUCGUUCAAGAUCUUUAUCGUGAAUGUACCUUCAUGGUUCGGGAUGGCAUGGAAGGGCUUGAAGCCGCUUUUGAAUGAGGCGACUCGCGCGAAGACGAAUAUUUUGACGGAGAGCGAGACUGCUGCCGGGUUGCUGGAGUUUGUUGAUGCGGAGAACUUACCAGUGGAGUACGGCGGUACGUGCUCGUGCUCUGGUGGUUGCGCGACACAUUCUUCUUACCAGCUUCUACAGCGAGCAUUGGUUGAAAGCGUGUUAGAGAACAAGCCGUUCAAGCAGGACGAACUUGUUGAGGCGAUCGCACGUGAGCGGUCCGGAGAUAGCGGGCCGAGCAAUGUAGAAGAUGUAUCUGCCACGGAGAUACCUGUAUUGUUUCCGCCCUUACCACCUGGGACGGGACCGAUCAAGCGCGAGUCGUCUGCUACUGCUGUUUUUAAUCACCUUUUUCGGUUUGGAAGUAGCGGAGCUGUGGAAAGCUGUAUGCUUGACGGUGUCGAUGACGGAGGCUUUUGCCGAUCCAUUCCAGCUGGGUUCUUUGGGGAGGAAGUUAUAAAAGCAGGCUAUUUGCUGAAGCGUUCACUACGGCACAAGCAGUUCAACCCGAUUUGGCGCCGCCAGCUAUUUAUCCUUCAUCCGCAGUUCUUACGCUUUGCCAAAACUUUGGACUCAGAGAUCUACCAGAUUGUGUCAUUGUCUCACGACACGAUUGUGCAGAAGGCGACGAAGCAAAACAACAGCUUUGAGAUCAUCACGCCACUGAUGGCCGCUAACGGACACUCACUGCUGCUUUAUGCCCCAACGACGUUCGUACUGCACAGCUGGGUGGAAGCAAUUUCGGGAGCGAUCGACCAGCUGAAGCUCAUGACACCGCUGCCGGCAACAAGUCUCGAGCGGUCCCCAAUUGUCUCGUUAAGGGUAAAGCAGGAAGCCAGUCCAGAGACCGACAACUUGUCGACAUGUUUUGCGAAGACGACGAUGGAUACAACGAAGUGA
Messenger RNA from Peronospora farinosa, 3285 nucleotides. The record is from the annotation of a GenBank genome assembly. NCBI's taxonomy places the organism in Eukaryota, Oomycota, Peronosporomycetes, Peronosporales, Peronosporaceae.